This is a messenger RNA of Callorhinchus milii (elephant shark), 1072 nucleotides long. RefSeq names its product isoamyl acetate hydrolyzing esterase 1 (putative) (gene iah1). Lineage: Eukaryota; Metazoa; Chordata; Chondrichthyes; Chimaeriformes; Callorhinchidae. The coding region runs from base 72 to 785 and encodes 237 amino acids. The record is from RefSeq and is a predicted model, not a curated record. The transcript has 6 exons.
UGAUCUGAAGGGCUGCGACCGGUGGCUGCAGGAGGAGGAGGAGGAGGAGGGGGGGAGAGGGAGAGGGAGAAAUGUCGCGCAGUGUUGUGUGGCCUCGAGUCAUUUUAUUCGGAGAUUCAAUAACACAGGGUUCUUUUGAGACCGGAGGGUGGGGUGCUGCCAUUGCAAACAGACUAGUCAGACAAUGUGACGUGCUGAACCGAGGUCUGUCAGGUUACAACACAAAGUGGGCUCUCAGCGUUCUGCCGAGGAUCAUCCCCCAACCUACCAGCCAGGAACACAUCGCUGCUGUCACCGUGUUUUUUGGAGCUAAUGACUCUGCAUUGAAAGAAGUGAACCUAGCUCAGCAUGUUCCCCUGCCCGAGUACACUGAAAACCUGAAACGUAUGAUCAACUACCUGAAAUCAAUAGGCGUUUCUGAAGAAAAGGUGAUCAUGGUAACACCACCUCCGCUGGAUGACUCAGCUUGGGAAAAGGCGUGUAUUGCCAAAGGUGGGAAAUUGGACAGACAUAACCCAGUGGUGAAGCAGUACGCUCUGGCGUGUGUUAAGGUAGCUGCAGAAUGUGGAACAGAUGUGCUCGAUCUCUGGACUUUGAUGCAAAAGGACAAGCAGGACAUUUCCUCUCAUCUUUCGGAUGGAUUGCAUUUAUCAGAGGAAGGAAGUGUCUUUCUCGAAACACAUCUGUGGCCACUACUGCAACAGAAAGUAGCCAGUCUGCCGCUGCUCCUGCCACACUGGAGCAACAUAGAUCACCUGAAUCCCAAAGCCAGUCUCCUGACGUAACCUGAAUGCUAACUGCAAGUCAAACAGUGAACUUGGGAAAUCUCAGGGAUUCAGCCCUCCAAUGGAUUCAAAACAUCUUACAGGAGUUCUGCCAAAUGGAUCAAAAAGCUACAUGUAAAAGUUGACAGUAGUACAUGGGGGCUAAAUGUAAAGUGAAACUAUCAGUGCCGUCAGGUCCUCGAGCACCAGCUCUGUCUGCCCUUUCCUCAAAUGUCAUUUCAUUUGGGCUGGGCGACAAGCUGCACAUGAGCCAAGCAACGGCAGAUUAAAGUGUAUGUCAGCUUUUA